This is a messenger RNA of Seminavis robusta, 1104 nucleotides long. Lineage: Eukaryota; Bacillariophyta; Bacillariophyceae; Naviculales; Naviculaceae. The record is from the annotation of a GenBank genome assembly.
AUGCCCGUAUAUCUGAAUCAAGUUGGAAGCAGCAGCCCCGGUUCCACACAAGGUACAAUGCCCGUCAAGGCAUCCACAGCGGCACUCAUGAUGAUGAUGGAUCAAAGCUUGGCGUCCGGUGGUAUCGCGGAGGAUCCCAUGGAUUCCUCUGAUUUCAUGUUUUGCGACGACGAAGACCUCUCCAGUAACGAGAACGCCAUGGCGGUGGAUGUCCAAGCGAGUAUGAACCAGAUGCGCACUGGAUUGCAGCGUGUGCGUUCGGCCAGUUCGCUCAAGAGCAUGUUGGGAACCAGCAGCAUGGGCGAUUCUCGCAAGUCGAACCGGAGACGUCGUGACCGAAACGGCGGUGGAGAAAUGCCCACCAUGAUUCUUGCCGGCGGCGGUGGUCCACUCCGUCGCGGUGUGCAAGGUUCCUCGUCCAUGGCCAAUCUGUUGCAGAUGAAAAUGGCCGUGGAAAAAGCGCAAGAGGCAGAACGCAAAAAGAUCAAGCACAGCAUCAGUUUCAACGGCAACAUGGUGACAUCCAUCAUGCAAGCUCCUCAAGAAGAGAAGUACGACGAAUCCAUUCCCAAACCCGACGAUUACCUCGCCACUCUCAUUGGUGGAACACCCGAACGUUUUAGUUACGACAGUCUCGAAGGAUUCUUUUUGCCCGUCAAGCCCGAAUACGUCAGUGCGUGGACGAACGAACUCACUCGCGCGAUUCGCAACCACGAUCUCGACGCGCUCAAGGAAAUGCAUCAACAAGGACAUCGCAUGCAAGCAUGCAAUCAAUUUGGAGAAACCGUCGUGCACUUGGCAGUGCGUCGUGGCACUCCGGAAAUGCUCCGCUUUUUGCUCACCGAAGCGGGUGUCUCGAUGCGGGUCUGUUGCGAUUACGGUCGUACGCCCCUCCACGAUGCCGCCUGGUCGUUGGCGGCCAGUACGGGUACGCUGGAAAAGAUGGAGUUGCUCCUUGGCGAAUCGCCCAUGCAGCUUUACAUUCUCGACAAGAGAGGAUUCACGCCUUUGAGUUAUGUGCCCCGCAAUCGUUGGAAGGAGUGCAACGAAUUCCUCGAUCGUCAGUAUGCCAAAGGACGUCUCUUUCGCAUCGGUAGCAAGUAA